This is a messenger RNA of Tachysurus vachellii, 3061 nucleotides long. Its product is annotated as nectin-4-like. The transcript has 8 exons. The record is from RefSeq and is a predicted model, not a curated record. The coding region runs from base 74 to 1210 and encodes 378 amino acids. Lineage: Eukaryota; Metazoa; Chordata; Actinopteri; Siluriformes; Bagridae. Gene Ontology annotation, cellular component: adherens junction. Gene Ontology annotation, biological process: heterophilic cell-cell adhesion; homophilic cell-cell adhesion.
AUAAAAAAAAAAAAAAAGAAACAUGCAGCACGGAAAAAUAAACACGGAAAAAGAAACAAGAAAAUGAUAUAAGAUGUGUUUCAGGACGUGGUUAACAUGUACUUGUAUGCUGCUUUUGUGUUUUGCCAGCAUUAAAGCCAUAAAGGUCAUUGGUCGGGAUGUGACUGUAACAGCAGGAGAUGAUGCGCAGUUAUUCUGUGAAGCGAUCGAGGCAACAGAGCCUCUAACAACUAUUAGGUGGCAAAGACGAACAAAGAAAAAGCCAACAAAUACAGAUUUUCUGGUUAUCACUUCCAGUGGCAAAGAAGAACAUAUUAACGGACUGAGGGACCGAGUAAAAUUUGCAGGGAACUUAGCAGUACUGGACGGCUCAAUUCUUCUAAGUAAUGUUACUCUUUUAGAUGAAGGAAUCUACACCUGCAUCUUCAGCGUAUUUCCAAGUGGACCAUAUAAAACAGAAAUUCGUCUCAGAGUACAAGUUCCUCCUGUUGUCACUGUGGGCACUGAUGUUCCUGCUGUUGCUGGAGACACUGAAGGGAUUUUAGCGACCUGCACUGCAGCCAAUGCAAAGCCUGCAGCAGAAGUGUCGUGGAGUCUGGGUGCUUUAAACAACACAGUGAAAGUACAAAAUACUGUCACUGUGGACUCUGAAGAUAGAUACACUGUUAAAAGCAACCUGAUUGGAACUGCAUCUAAAGAUCUAAACCAGAAGAAGGUUCAGUGUGUAGUCACACACCCUGGCCUAAAGCAGAAACUGGAACUGAAGUACACACUGGAUAUUCACUAUCCUCCCCAGGUGGUUUAUAUUAGUUUAGCAGGUGAUAAAGGGGAAACCUGUGAAUUUCUAUGUGACACAGACGCUAAUCCAAAACCUACAAACUUUACCUGGGGCAGAUAUUUUCCAGUGAACGAGACUCUUUCCAGUGGUGUUAAUGGUUUGACUGUUCAGCUGACCCCUGGCAAUAACGGACUUUACUAUUGUUUGGCGUCUAACCAAUACGGGGAAGCUGUUGGUUCCCUCUAUUUGCAUGUUAAAACAUCUACAGAAUCCAAAACCUGUUGGACUCUGUUCAUCCUGACCCCCGUUGCUGGGGUUUGCUGUUUUCUCUUUUGGAAAUUUGAAUUGUUUCAGCGUGUCAAUAAAAUACUGCGGCGUGAUAUCGGUCAACCUGCGCCCAAUGAAUCUUCAGACCACGAAGAGGAGCAUUGAUACAUGAACCUAACCUCUCUACCGGGACCAUACCUUGUCGUGGUGGAGGGGCUUAUGCUUCUUCAACUGAGGAGAAAACCAAAUGGUCCCACAGGAUUUGUAACAUAAAGGUCCAGUUUAUAAGAUUUGUUGACUGGUCUGCUGUCAUGACCAUGAUCCUUCAACAGGACUACAAGCAGGUCUAAAAAAUUCCUGUAGCGAGAGGAAGACACCAAGGCAUCUGAAACAAGACGACAUCACAAACAUAACUUUUUUUAACAUUUCCUCAAGAGAUUACAACUGGAUGCUUAUUACAGAACCUUACAGUAUUUCAUCUCAUCCUACUAUAGAACUGGGUGAAGCCAAUUCUAGCAGAUGGGUGACUCUCUACAGACCAUCUAAAGUAGAUAAAGCUAACAUCAAGGAGAGUUCUGGUAAGUUUAGACCGAUUUGAGAUCACAUCAGCUAGUCCCUUUUCACAGGGAAUCCAUCCAACAGGUACAUUAACAAAUUAAAUACAGUACUGGGUAAAUUUAAAUAACUAAAGGUCUAUACACAGAAGUCUGAUUAAAAUCUAACAGGAUGUCUGCCAUCACACAGAAAUUUACUGUUUGUUUAGGUCACUUUCCAUUUAAAACUGUUUACAGAAAGGAAACUGGGCAAUAGAAUCACUGGAUUUCCUCUAGUUUUGCAUGCAAGUGUCCCCGAUUCCCUACAGUGCGACCCUACAAUCGCUCCAUAAACUUGGUCAACCUACACAUGCUAGUUAUUUGUGGUAAAAUUUUGACAGCUGUGUCCUUAAUAUUAUUAUACUUAUUAUUUAUGUUAUUUAUUACACACAAACACACACAGAUGCAUACAGACCUUUUCAGAGUUGUAGAUAGUGUUGAGUUGAGGUUUCCAAUUGUGUAUUAUAUGUAUGGCUGUCUUGACAUUACAUUGUAGGAAGCAGUAUUAUAAACAUUUUGUUUGUUUGUAGGUGCUUUUGGGUCAAAAGUUUUGGCCUUGUGAUUAUCCAUUUUUUCCCUGUAAUCAGCCCUUUGUUGAUAAGCAGUUGGAAGGGAUUUUGUCUUUGUUGUUGUAUUUGUAUAGUAAACAAGUUUGGGAGGGUUUUCUUGGGUAGUUUGAGUAAGAAAACCUCAUGGUUUAUAUUUAAAAUAGCAUUCCUGUUCUAGUUGUUGCAUGUGUUUGCUAGAUUUGGAUAAGAACUAAAUUCCUGAUCUUUGGCCCAUGUGCUAUUUUCGUUUCGAUUCCUUUUACAAAGUGUGCUAACAAAAUUGAACAGUAAGUAAGAAAACAAGUUGGCUAAGUGGAAUGAAGUAAAAAAAUUUAAAAUCUAGUAAAACUAUUUUUUCUAUUGGUCAGAAAAUGAGAAUGAGAGAAUGAUAAAUUAACUGCUUAAUGCACUCAGGAAUCACAAAUCAAUAUUACCCAAGCACAGAGAAUGGAGAGCUAAAUAAAUGACUUUGAAUGAUUAUAUACAUAACCAGUCUACAAUGUUUUGCAAAUACAUCCACCAUAUAUAUCACUCUAGGUGUGUCUGCGUGGAGUGGACACACCACAAAACCUGCAGUUUCACUAAACACUGCAUAUGUAAAAGCAUCCUAAUUCAUACACUGGCUACUGCUAAUAAAAACUAUAGAAUAAAUAUUAAACUCUGUACUCUAUAAAAUAUUUAAUAUUAUAGUAAUUAUUAAUAGUAUUAUUAGUAUUAUGGAGAUAAAGUUAUAUGAAAGUUACGGAUGUUUUGAGAUUAAACAUGGAAAGACUGGCAUCAUUCUUUUAUUAGCACUCUUACAAUGUGGUUGGGAUUUUUCUUUUUGUUUAAUUGUAAUCAAAGACAACUUUCCUUUCAGAGUAAUACAGUCUUGA